Messenger RNA from Lampris incognitus (smalleye Pacific opah), 6656 nucleotides. Its product is annotated as sodium channel protein type 4 subunit alpha B-like. Gene Ontology annotation, cellular component: voltage-gated sodium channel complex; axon; plasma membrane. NCBI's taxonomy places the organism in Eukaryota, Metazoa, Chordata, Actinopteri, Lampriformes, Lampridae. The coding region runs from base 1 to 5865 and encodes 1954 amino acids. The record is from RefSeq and is a predicted model, not a curated record. Gene Ontology annotation, biological process: neuronal action potential; sodium ion transmembrane transport; membrane depolarization during action potential. Gene Ontology annotation, molecular function: voltage-gated sodium channel activity; protein binding. The transcript has 26 exons.
AUGGCAGCCAUGCUGUUACCAACGGGUCCUGAUGGCUUGCGGCGGUUCACUCGCGAAUCCUUGGCUGCCAUUGAGCAGAGGAUUGCGGAGGAGCAGGCCAAGAAUGCCAAGGAUUACCAGGAGGAUCUGGGGAAUGUGGAGCUGCCCAAACCCAGGGCCGACCUGGAGGCAGGCAAGCAGCUGCCACGCAUCUAUGGUGACAUCCCAACAGGACUUGUUGGGGUUCCACUGGAAGACAUUGACCCUUUUUACUUCAAGAACCAGAGGACUUUUAUAGUACUUAACAAAGGGAAGGCCAUCUUCCGAUUCAGUGCCACGUCUGCGCUUUAUAUUUUCUCCCAAUUUCACUUCAUCAGAACAAUCGCCAUAAAGGUUCUGGUGCAUUCAUUGUUCAGCCUGUUCAUAAUGUGCACUAUACUGACCAACUGUUGUUUCAUGGCGAUGUCUGAUCCAGCGCCAUGGACCAAGUACCUAGAGUAUACAUUCACUGGAAUUUAUACUUUUGAGUCGGUAAUAAAGAUAUUAGCGAGAGGAUUCUGUGUCGGGCCCUUCACCUUUCUGAGGGACCCAUGGAACUGGUUGGACUUCACUGUCAUUGUUAUGGCGUAUGUGACAGAAUUUGUAGACCUCGGGAACGUCUCCGCAUUACGAACAUUUAGAGUACUUCGGGCACUGAAAACCAUCUCGGUUAUCCCAGGUCUGAAGACCAUCGUGGGCGCUCUGAUCCAGUCUGUGAAGAAGCUGGCGGACGUUAUGAUCUUGACCGUCUUCUGUCUCAGCGUGUUCGCCCUCAUCGGCCUGCAGCUCUUCAUGGGGAUACUUCGGCAGAAGUGCAUCCGUAGCAUCUCCCACUGCGUCAACUCCUCCUACAGCCCCAACGAAACCUUCAUCUGCAACAACAGGACCUGGAGCUCCAGGGCGGACUUCCUCACCAACGAAGACAACUUUUACAAAAUUGAAGGAGCAAAGGAUGCCUUAAUAUGUGGAUAUGGUAGCGAUGCAGGGAAGUGUCCCGAUGGAUUUGAUUGCCUAAGGGUUGGAAGGAAUCCUAACUAUGGCUACACAAGUUUUGACAGCUUUGGCUGGGCUUUUCUGGCUCUUUUCCGACUCAUGACACAAGACUACUGGGAGAAACUGUUUCACCAGACUCUGCGCUCAGCGGGGAAGACCUAUAUGGUGUUUUUUGUGCUGGUCAUCUUCCUGGGCUCCUUUUACCUGGUUAAUUUGAUCCUGGCUGUGGUGGCCAUGGCCUACGAGGAGCAAAAUCAGGCAACCAUCGCUGAGGCCUGGCAGAAAGAGAGGGAGUUCCAGCUGGCCAUGGAGCACCUCCGCAGGGAGCAGAGGUUGGCAGCGAAAAGACAGGUGCAGGAGACGGACUCGGUGUUAUCUCCAGAACUGUCCCCGUUCUGCUUGAAACGAGGCAGUUUACGGCGGAGCAGCAGAAGGAGGAGGUCCCACAGGACGCUGUCAGAGGAGACCGCAGAGGAGGCUGCCGAAGAGAAGUUUGACCCUCUGGAUGAGCCAAUGCCUCCUCUGUCUCCCCUGCCCAUCCACCCGCUCCUGGCCACCCUCUCCUCUCACCCCCUCAGCACCCGCAGAGCAAGCCAAAAUAGCAUCUUCAGCUCGUUCAGGGCACGCAACAACUCAGAGGCUGACUUUGGGGAUGACGAAUACAGCGUUUACGGGGACGCGGUGAGGAGCCGCACCGGUUCCAUGGCCAUCCCAUGGAAGAGGAGGACGGGCAGUGUGAAGAGCCACUGCUCCCAAGUAUUCUCCCCAAGCCUCAAUGUCAACGGCCGGCUCAACAUAUCCCUCGACCAGAAUGGGAUCACUGCUGUGGGCCUGCACACCCCAACCUCGCUGCCAGCCUGCAGCAUGGAGAAGGUCAAGGAGGACACAGAGCUAGCCUGUGAGGAGGAGACAACCUCCAAGCCUGCUCUCCAGCCUUCUCCUACAGUAACCGAACCUCCUCCACUGCACAGGAAAAGGGGGCUUAGCUCUGUCAGCUUUCUCAGCGAUGCCAUGGAUGAGCUGGAGGAGUCGAGGCAAAAGUGCCAUCCCUGUUGGUACACGUUCGCCAAGAAGUACCUGAUCUGGGACUGCUGCCCGUGGUGGCUGAAGGUGAAGGAUUGGGUGAAGUUCAUGGUGAUGGAUCCUUUCCUGGAUCUGGGCAUUACUAUCUGUAUUGUCCUGAACACACUCUUCAUGGCCAUGGAGCACUACCCCAUGACUGACGAGUUCAGUGGGAUGCUUUCAGUGGGCAAUCUGGUGUUCACCGGCAUCUUUACAGCUGAGAUGGUGCUGAAGUUGAUAGCAUUAGACCCCUACUACUACUUCCAACAAGGCUGGAACAUCUUCGACGGCGUUAUUGUUUGUCUGAGUCUGAUGGAGCUGGGCCUCUCCAAUGUGGAGGGACUAUCUGUGCUGCGCUCCUUCAGAUUGCUAAGAGUCUUCAAGCUGGCAAAGUCCUGGCCCACGCUGAACACCCUCAUCAAGAUCAUCGGUAACUCGGUAGGGGCCUUGGGCAACCUGACACUUGUGUUGGCCAUCAUCGUCUUCAUUUUUGCUGUGGUGGGCAUGCAGCUUUUUGGGAAAAACUACCAGGACUGUGUGUGUAAAAUCUCCAUGGACUGUCAGCUGCCCCGCUGGCACAUGAAGGACUUCUUCCAUUCAUUUCUCAUUGUUUUCCGGGUGCUGUGUGGAGAGUGGAUCGAGACCAUGUGGGAUUGUAUGGAAGUGGCUGGGCAGCCCCUCUGCAUCCUGGUGUUCAUGCUGGUGAUGGUGAUAGGAAACCUGGUGGUGCUGAACCUGUUUUUGGCUCUGCUGCUCAGCUCCUUCAGCUCGGACAACCUUUCGGCUCCAGAUGAGGACGGUGAUUUAAACAAUAUCCAGAUUGCUGUUGCCCGCAUCCAUACUGGUGUCACCUGGAUGACCACAAACAUCGCCGACCUCUUCAAUGGCAACCUCAAACACCACAAGCAGAACCCCAAAGAGGCCAGCCAGUCCAUCAAGCUUGUUGCCAACCACGUGGAAAGCAAUGGGGGAGUUUUUGGGUGCUACAGUGAUAAGUACAUAAUACCAGAGGAGGACAGCUAUAUGACCAACCCAAACCUGACCGUCAUCGUACCCAUUGCCCCCGGGGAAUCGGAUGUGGAGUUUCCUGAAGAGGAGGAGAUUUCUGAGUUAUCAGAUGAUGAAGAGAACAAACCGGAGAAGGUCAGCCUAUCGGAGGGCAGCACAGUGGAUCUAAGGAAGCCUGGAGAGGAGCGGGAUAAUUUCUCUGAGCUGGCUGAGGAGACGAUGGAGCCAGAGGACUGCUUCCCUGAAUUCUGCGUCCGGCACUGUCACUGCUGUAACAUCGACACCACUCGUGGUUUGGGCCAGGCCUGGUGGCGACUGAGGAAGACUUGCUACCAGAUCGUAGAGCACAGCUGGUUUGAGACCUUCAUCAUCUUCAUGAUUCUGCUUAGCAGUGGAGCGCUGGCAUUUGAAGACAUCUACAUUGAGAAGAGAAAGGUUGUAAAGGUGGUGUUGGAGUAUGCAGACAAGGUCUUUUCCUACAUCUUCGUCCUGGAGAUGUUCCUUAAGUGGAUUGCCUACGGCUUCAAGAAAUAUUUCACCAAUUACUGGUGCUGGCUUGACUUUCUUAUCGUGGAUGUGUCCUUGAUAAGCCUGGUGGCAAAUUCGCUGGGCUAUUCAGACUUUGCUGCCAUCAAGUCCCUCAGGACCCUCCGCGCUUUGAGGCCUCUAAGAGCCCUGUCCAGAUUUGAGGGCAUGCGGGUGGUGGUAAAUGCUCUCAUCGGAGCCAUCCCCUCCAUCAUGAAUGUGCUGCUGGUUUGUCUCAUCUUCUGGCUGAUCUUCAGCAUCAUGGGUGUUAACCUGUUUGCUGGCAAGUUCGGGAAAUGUGUGAAUCGAACGGGCUUCAUCCACAAUGCCUCCGUAGUCAACAACAAGUCUGACUGCCAAGCCAUGAAUGACACCCAGUUUUACUGGACAAGAGUGAAGGUCAACUUUGACAAUGUCGGUCUCGGCUACCUCUCCCUUCUGCAAGUGGCAACAUUCAAAGGAUGGAUGGAAAUAAUGUAUGCAGCUGUUGAUUCAAGAGGAGUGGAGGAGCAACCCAUCAGAGAAAUCAACCUCUACAUGUAUUUAUACUUUGUCAUCUUCAUCAUAUUUGGCUCCUUCUUCACCCUCAAUCUCUUCAUUGGUGUGAUUAUUGACAAUUUCAAUCAACAGAAACGAAAGAUGAGUGGACAGGAUAUCUUCAUGACAGAAGAACAGAAGAAGUAUUAUAACGCAAUGAAGAAGUUAGGAUCUAAAAAGCCUCAAAAGCCUAUACCAAGGCCUACGAACAUCCUCCAAGCCUUCUUCUUUGAUCUAGUGUCCAAGCAAGCCUUUGACAUCAUGAUCAUGAUGCUAAUCAUCAUCAACAUGGUGACCAUGAUGGUGGAGACUGAUGAACAGUCGGAACGUAUGGAGUCCAUCCUCAACAAAAUAAACCUGGUCUUCAUCGUCAUCUUCACUACCGAAUGCCUGAUCAAGAUCUUUGCCCUCCGUUGCUACUUCUUUACUGUUGGAUGGAACAUCUUUGACUUUGUGGUGAUCAUCCUCUCCAUCGUGGGGAUUGUUCUUGCUGACAUCAUCGAGAAGUACUUUGUUUCUCCGACCCUGUUUCGAGUAAUCAGAUUGGCGAGGAUAGGACGUGUACUUCGACUUAUACGUGGAGCCAAAGGAAUAAGGACUUUACUAUUUGCCUUAAUGAUGUCAAUGCCAGCAUUGUUCAACAUUGGCCUCCUCCUUUUCCUAGUUAUGUUCAUCUACGCUAUUUUUGGUAUGGCGAACUUUGCCUAUGUUAAAAAACAAGAUGGGAUUGAUGACAUGUUUAACUUCGAAACCUUUGGGAACAGCAUGAUCUGCUUGUUUCAGAUCAGCACUUCUGCCGGCUGGGACAACCUACUGAGCCCUAUCAUGGCCGCCCCUCCUGAUGAGUGUGAUCACAGCUUUGUUAAUACUGGCACUAACACCAAGGGAAACUGUGGCAGCCCCUCAGUCGGGAUAGCAUUCUUUGUCAGUUACAUUAUAAUUUCAUUUCUAAUUGUUGUUAAUAUGUAUAUAGCUAUAAUUCUGGAGAACUUCAGUGUUGCCACAGAAGAGAGCACAGAGCCACUGAGCGAAGAUGACUUUGAAAUGUUCUACGAGGUGUGGGAGAAGUUUGACUCUGAGGCUACCCAGUUCAUUGAGUUUUCCAUGCUCUCGAGCUUUGCUGACACUCUGUCGGAGCCGCUGCGCAUCGCCAAGCCCAACAAGAUCAAGCUCAUCUCCAUGGACCUCCCCAUGGUCAGUGGGGAUAGGAUUCACUGUCUGGACAUCCUGUUUGCCUUUACCAAGCGCGUCCUGGGCGAGUCGGGUGAGAUGGAUGCUCUCAAGCAGCAAAUGGAGGAGAAGUUCAUGAUGACCAACCCCUCCAAGAUCUCUCAUGAGCCCAUCACCUCCACGCUGCGCCGCAAACAGGAGGAGGUGUCUGCCAUCAUCAUCCAGAGGUGUUAUAGGAGGCAUCUGGUGCGACGGCAGAUGAAACAGGCAUCCUACCUCUACAGACAAAUCAACCAAGAGACGGUGGUGGAUGUGGAGAACGCUCCCGAAAAAGUAGGCCUUAUAGCCUCCAUGAUACAGGAGCACUAUGGACCUGCAGGGGUGGAGCAUGUGGAGAUAACAGAAGCCACCCUGAUGUCCUCACCACCAUCUUAUGACAGUGUGACCAGGGCAGCAAGUGACCUCCCUCAGAUUGUCAGAUCUGUAUACAGAGACUCAGAACUUGGGGAGCCAGGACCCUCAAGUGAAAAUUACGAGGAGACUUUUCUUUGAGAUUUGCUUACAAGGAGAAUGUUUGUCUGGGGUUUUUUGUUUGUUUGAUUUGUUUACAGCAGAAAAUAUAACAAAGAAGAAACUCAUUAUCAAAGAGGUAAACAUUUUCCUAUUGGAAGUUAAAAAAAGUGGAAACAUUUUUUUAUGUAACUCACAGCCAAUAUCUCAACUGAAUAAUCCUUUAUAUGUUACACUGUUAGACAUACAGAUGCCACCUCUAUGUAAGAAAAGCUUUUAAGUGGUUUUCUUGAAUCCAUUUUCCUUUUCAGAAUGAGUCAUCAUUUGGCAGAUAUUUCGUACUUAACUAUUAUAUCCAAGGGAAUCAUAAAUGGAAAAAUGGUUUGUAUUACAAUAAUGUUAACUUACAAUAAUGUUAACUUAUGCAUACCAAUAAUGAUAUGUGCAUUAGCAUUUAUUAUGAACUUUACUUCAUAACAAAUAAAUGGCUUAAAACAAAGCUCAUAGAAGGCACAACUUACAUUAAUUUCAUACUAAUAGGUACAGACAGGAAGUAAGGUUUGCUAUAUAACAAUGCAUGUUUUCCAGACAUUUUAGUUAUAAUAUUUUUAUAUGCAGCAACUCUUUAUUUUACUCAUCUUUCUAUGGGCUACUCUUCCUGUCAACAAGAUCUGUGCAUAUAAUCAAAAAAAUGUCUGAUUCAGCUUGAUAGCAACUGCUUUGGUAGGCUGUUUUAUUAGCAAAGGAGAGGUCACUGGCAGGCUACUACACCAAACACAUAUUUGAUAUACAGUACAUUAUAUUUAGCUUCUCUGAGCUUGCAGAUACUCUAA